AUGGGUUUGUGGGACGUUGAUGAUUUCGGCAUCAUUGCUGAUAAGGCAUGUUGGUCUAUGUUUGCGAUAACAACAGUGGUGGUCGUACUCAGACUCAUCAGUCGACAGUUCUUUGGCAAAGGAAAUGUUGGUGGCGGCAUCGGUUGGGAUGACUUUAUUACAGCAUUCUGUGUUGUUGUUAUGCUCGUUACGUGCAUCAUGAUCACCAUUGGUACGCACUACGGUCUCGGUCGGCGACUAGACGAUAUCGAUCCUGCUCUCAUUCCUGGCGCGCUGAAAUGGAAUGUCAUCAUCAGCUCUGUGUUGAUCUGGACCUUUUCACUUCCCAAGUUCGCCAUCAUCGCUACGCUGAAGCGCAUCUUGGACUAUGGAUUGAAGACAACGAUACUUUUCUGGGGCCUUGCAAUCAGUUCGCAAGCUUGCAUCCUGGCUACCUCGAUCUGGUGGUACAAGCAAUGUGACCCAGUACAGUUCGGCUGGGAUAGAAGUAUAGAGGGUGGGACUUGUGCUUCUGUGCAGGUCAUGUCCGACUUGGGAUACUUCACUUCAGCCUACUCUGCAUUCUUGGAUGGCUUCUUUGCGCUGUAUCCGAUUCCCUUCAUCAUGCGACUGAACAUGCCGCUAAAGAACAGGAUUCUGGUAUCAAUUGCAUUAGGAUUGAGCUUCCUGGCCUGUAUCCUUUCUAUAUACAAGCUUACCAUCUUUGGAGAGAUCUUUGUGGUACUGGCAGAGAAUCCAACAUACCCCGUUCCUUUCCUUGACAUACUUGGUUUGGGUGAAGGAUGCAUCCUUCUCAUCUGUGCCUCGCUACCUACUCUGGGUCCCCUGUUCCGUUUUGCAAAAGGCAGGAUGGCCACUGCAAACGCCAGUCGUAUAACAGACAGCAGCAAGAAAGACACGCACAGUGGCCAAUCAAAUGGGAGAUGGGACAAGUUGGGAGGUCAACAGGGAGACGAUAUGGAACAUGGAUCUAGUAGGAUUGGCUGCAGCGUCGACGACAUUCCACUUGUAGUGGGCCUAAAUCACGCCACGGAUAACUCGACAAGAAUCCACAAGACGGUUGAGUUCGGUGCAUCACAUGCAGAGCCAGACAAUGAUAGAAUAGGGACUCGACCGGGUGGCUUCCGCGGAUAUUAG
Messenger RNA from Fusarium poae, 1137 nucleotides. RefSeq lists its product as uncharacterized. The record is from RefSeq and is a predicted model, not a curated record. Lineage: Eukaryota; Fungi; Ascomycota; Sordariomycetes; Hypocreales; Nectriaceae. The coding region runs from base 1 to 1137 and encodes 378 amino acids. The transcript has 3 exons.